CAGCAGCAGCAGCAGUAGCAUGGCACUAUCUGCCUGGAGGCAUUUGGGACUCGCAACCCUCCUGCAACUCCUUUUCAUUUCCUGCCUGCCAAGAGAGUACACUGUGAUCAAUGAAAACUGUCCAGGUGCUGAAUGGAAUAUCAUGUGUCGGGAGUGUUGUGAAUAUGAUCAGAUCAAAUGUGUGUGUCCUGGACAGAAAGAAGUAGUGGGAUACACUAUUCCUUGUUGUAGGAAUGAGGACAAUGAAUGUGACUCCUGCCUAAUUCACCCUGGAUGCAUGAUUUUCGAGAAUUGUAAGACCUGUCGCAAUGGGUCUUGGGGAGGAUCACUAGACAACUUCUACAUCAAAGGCAUUUAUUGUGCAGAAUGCCGAGCUGGGUGGUAUGGAGGCGAUUGCAUGAGGUGUGGACAGAUUCUUCAAGCUUCCAAGGGUCAGAUUUUAUUGGAGAGCUAUCCACUGAAUGCCCAGUGCGAGUGGAUUAUACAUGCCAAACCUGGAUUUGUGGUUGAAUUAAGGUUUGCCAUGCUGAGUGUAGAGUUUGACUACAUGUGUCAGUACGAUUAUGUGGAAGUCCGUGAUGGGGACAGUGUUGACAGCAAGUUAAUUAAACGCUUCUGUGGCAAUGACAGGCCUCUCCCAAUACGAAGCACUGGCUCCUCCCUUCAUGUCCUUUUUCAUUCAGAUGGUUCCAAAAAUUUUGAUGGAUUUCAUGCAGUUUUUGAAGAAAUUACAGGUUGUUCUUCAUCUCCAUGUCUACAUGAUGGAACCUGCCUCGUUGAUAAAAUUGGUGAUUACAAAUGUGCCUGCUUGGCUGGCUAUACUGGAAAUCGCUGUGAAAGCUUGGUGAUGUGUAGGACUCCAGGUAAUCCUGCUCAUGGUUUUGUGGAAGGAGAUGACUUUAAAUACGGGUCCCAGGUUUCCUUCAAAUGCAACGCAGGUUACACCUUAAAAGGCAGCCAAGUUGCUUACUGUCAGUUAAACGGGAGCUGGUCUGCACACCAUCCUGGAUGUGUUAUGGAAGAGAGAAAUUGUUCUGAUCCUGGUGCUCCACUCAAUGGGUACAGGAAACUGAUGGAUGAUACUGCUCUAAUUAAUGGUCAUUAUACAAAAAUUGGAACUGUAAUUACAUUCUUUUGCAAUAACACCUAUACUCUCAGCGGUAAUGAAAAGAGGACCUGCAAACCCAACGGCGAGUGGUCAGGGAAACAACCAAUCUGUAUAAAAGCUUGCAGAGAACCCAAGAUUUCUGAUCUGGUGAGACAGAAGGUACUCCCUAUACAAGUACAGUCAAGGGAGACUCCCUUGCAUCAACUCUAUUCGUCUGCAUUUAACAAACAGAAGUUGGAGGCAUAUCCAACCAAGAAACCUUCACUACCAUUUGGAGAAUUGCCUCUAGGCUUCCAUCAUCUUCAUACGCAGCUGCAGUAUGACUGUAUUUCUCAUUUUUACCUUCGUUUGGGAAGCAGCCGAAGAACCUGUCUGAAAACAGGAAAAUGGAGUGGGAGAGCCCCUUCGUGCAUUCCAAUCUGCGGAAAGACAGAAAACACUAUACUUCACAAAUCAUCCAUAACCAGAUGGCCAUGGCAAGCAGCCAUCUAUCGGAGACCUAAUGGGGUGAAGUUUCCCAAUCACAGAAAAGGGACUUGGAUACUGAUUUGCAGCGGAGCUUUGUUGAAUGAACGCACAGUUGUUGUGGCUGCACACUGUGUCACCAAUCUGGGGAAGGUCACUGUGCUCAAAACAGCAGACAUCAGAGUUGUUCUUGGCAAGUUCUACAGAGAUGAGGAUAGAGAUGAGAAGAUCAUACAGAAUCUACGGAUUUCAGCCAUCAUAGUUCACCCAAAUUACGACCCUAUAUUGCUCGAUUCUGAUAUAGCUAUCAUUAAGCUCCUGGACAAAGCCAGAAUCAGCAGCCAUGUCCAACCCAUCUGCCUAGCAUCUGCACGUGAUAUCGAUCCUCCUACAGAUGAUUUGCAAAUAGUCAUUACCGGUUGGAAGAUCCUGACUGAUGUUACAGACCCAAACUACAAGAAUGAUACAAUUCGUAGCGGGUCUGUCCAGAUGGUGGACUCCCUUCUGUGUGAGCAACAAUACGAGGAACAUGGAAUCCAAAUCAGUGUCACUGACAGUAUGUUUUGUGCCAAGCAGCAUCCCACAGCAGCUUCUAACAUCUGUCCUUCUGAGACUGGAGGGAUUGCUGCAAUACCUUUGCCAGGAAAAUCUUCUUCUGAGUUAAUUUGGCAUCUCAUGGGUUUAGUGAGCUGGGGCUAUGACAAGACAUGCAGCCUAGAACUUUACUCUGGCUACACCCGAGCAAUUCCUUUCAAAGACUGGAUUGAGAAGAAUAUGAAAUGAAAUGUUUAGCUCAGAACUGUUUUCUGAAAAGAUAGCUGUAUUGAUUCCUCUUAUACUUCUUCAGGUUUUUCAUCCACUGAAGCUAGAGCAGGGCCCUCAGAAUAUUUCCAAGAGUCUUGCUAUUCAGUGAGGCUAGAUGAUUUUACUGGAAGUUCUGAAUAUUGAAAAAUAGAUUAUCAUGUCUCAGAUAUCCCCUUUCUUCUGGUGGGAACAAAGUGUGAUGGGCCAAAGUAACUGUAUGCCAUCUGUUUUAACACUUAUCUGAAUAAAAAGAUUGGAAGGUAUUUGCACAAGUCUGAGAAACAUGAGAGAAUGACAAGAGAUUAUUCCAAAGCUAGAUGAAUUUAUUAUGGGCUAUGUUAGUUUGUUUUGGUAUAUGUUAUAUUGUAUUUUUCCCUCCUAAAAUACUGUACACAUGCAAAUAAACAAAGGUUUUCUUAAAUCUGCAAAUGCAAAUUUGAACGUGGAUCCAUCUCAAUCUAUUUCCUAUCCACUGUAUUCAUUUGUUUUAAAAAAACUUGUUAGAACUAGAAAAUAUAGAAUAGUAAUACAUUUAUAACUGGCAUAAUUCAGCACUUUUCAUAUUUCCUAUG
Messenger RNA from Pseudonaja textilis, 2949 nucleotides. It is a transcript of the gene PAMR1, whose product is annotated as peptidase domain containing associated with muscle regeneration 1. Gene Ontology annotation, molecular function: serine-type endopeptidase activity; calcium ion binding. The record is from RefSeq and is a predicted model, not a curated record. Gene Ontology annotation, biological process: proteolysis. NCBI's taxonomy places the organism in Eukaryota, Metazoa, Chordata, Lepidosauria, Squamata, Elapidae.